This is a messenger RNA of Colletotrichum karsti, 1173 nucleotides long. RefSeq lists its product as uncharacterized. The coding region runs from base 1 to 1173 and encodes 390 amino acids. The record is from RefSeq and is a predicted model, not a curated record. NCBI's taxonomy places the organism in Eukaryota, Fungi, Ascomycota, Sordariomycetes, Glomerellales, Glomerellaceae. The transcript has a single exon.
AUGGAUCCAACUUCACGCUUCGAAAACCUCCCAACGGAGGUCCUCAUUCACAUCCUCACGCACAUCGACGACUUCCAUUGCGUGUGGAACCUCCUCAUCUCAUCGCCAGCUUCAUACCGCAUCUUCAACCACUACAGCAAGGAGAUCUUCUGGCCCGCAAUCUCCGAGAGCACGAUCCCAUCGCAGACCCAAGACAUCAUCCGCUUCAUCAUACAACUUCGCGCCGGCGCCUUCCAGAAGACGAACCUGAACGACAUCAUUCGCAAGAUCAAGGACCGAGAAGGGGGCAUCGUCCUCGGGAAGAGCGAAGAGCUGGGCUACGACCUCCCGACGAGAGACUCCACCAAGGUUCCCUCCCUCGGCGUCUUGCGAGCCGUGCUCAGGACGGCGGCUCAGGUCCACUGCUUGAGCCGGUCGUGCAUCGAGCACUACCUCCGGCAGCUGGCGGCUGCUAAAGAAAUGGGGCGUGUCGAGUGGCUGUCUAGAGAAGAACCGAUGGAGAACGCGUCGUGGCUGGAAGAACAGCGGGUUCUUAGGGCACUCUGGCGUGUGCAACUCGUCCUCGAGCUGAGACAGGCGGCGCGGACUUCGGAUGUUCUUUGUCCGCCUGAGGACCCGGAGUGCGGCGCCAGUCUGGACCUUGAGAGCUUCUACGACAGCAGAACGAGCAAUCUCAAAGCCGCGUAUCAUGAGGUCAUGACGGUGCUCGACUACCUCCAGACCUUGGAAGACGGGAAGAGCGGCGCUGGAUUAAGCCGUCGCGAUUCGUUACCGUUGCCGCCGGUGUCGUCGCUAAAGGAUCUCAGACCUGCAACAAUGCGAACGCCAGAUACCGCUAUGAUGCGAAGAUCGCACCUGGUAAUGCCGACGGAUAGUCUCUGGAUCGUGGACAGCAUGGGCAGGGGUGCGCACUCACCGAUCAAGUAUGCGGGUUUCGAACCAUAUCGGUCCUUGGGAUUCGCGGUGUGGGACAGACACAGACUCGCGCACUUGGGCCUCGCGAGCCCUCCUGGGCAUGGAAGAGUCACAGGCUUAGGGUCGUAUUUCUCUUGCUGGCUGCGGCUCUUGAGUGCCGAGGACUUGGCUCGCGCGGAGGAGAGAAUGCGAGAAGCAGAAUCUCAAGGGGGUCGGCUCGAACCAUUGCAGCCUAUGAUUCAGGACAACGCAUCCUGA